CUUUGAUAAGCCGAACCUGUCUUUUUUUAUUUUCUUUUUUUCUUUUUUUCUACAAGUAAAACGAAUAAUGGCGAGAAAGCACAUUAAUGAACCGAUAGAAAGUGAAUCUGAACAAGAGGAAUACGAUCAGAGUGAACAAGAAUAUGAUGAAAGUGAGGAAGAAGAGUUUGACGAGAAUGAGCAAAGUGAAACUGAGAAUGAAGAAGAAAACGAAAGUGAAAUAGAAGACGAUGAGAAUGAUAGAGCGGCUAAAAUAGCAAAAAUGAAAAGAGAUCUUGCUCAUGUAUCAUUUGAACAACUUGCGGAAAUCAACAAUAAAAUGGGAAUCAAUGAUACAUUAGAAAAGAAGAAAGUGUCUAAAGCACAGAUCUUGAAGGAUCUCGAAGGCGCAGUGAGUCAACUUAAGAAGAAGGAUAGAAGAUUAAAAAAGAGCGACCAAGAGAUGAAAAGAGAAAGCAAACACAGACCCAUGGAGAUGUCAUCCAAAAGGGCUGUCACUCGACUCAGAACGGUUGUUCCUUUACAAGCAGAGAAACGACGCGACCCAAGAUUUGAUAAACUUUCUGGUCACUUCAACCAAGAUUUAUUUGAAAAAUCAUACGGUUUUUUAGAGGAGUAUCGUAAAUCUGAAAUAGACAUGCUUAAGGAUCAAAUCAAGAAGGAACGAGACCCAGAAACGGCAGAGAACUUAAAAAUGAUGUUGACUAAAAUGGUGUCUUCGGAGAAAACAAAAGAAGAUCGAAAGAGAAAACAAGAAUUGAUUCGACAGAGAAAGAAGCAGGAAGCUGAAUUAGUGAAACAAGGGAAAAAGCCUUACUUCCUCAAGAGAUCCGAGAAACGUAAGCUUGAGUUGAUGGAUAGAUACCAACGAUUGGGAGAUAAGGCGGUCGACCGUAUCUUAGAGAAACGCCGUAAGAAGAACUCAAGCAAGGAUAAGAAGAAGCUACCGUUCAAAAGGAGAUCGGCCGCGGAGUAAUUACAACAACAAAAUGAGAUUUACACAAAUUCAAUUAAUUAUAUUGUACAAAUUGAAUAAAACUAUUUUUGUAAAUAAAUCUUUGGCAG
Molecule: messenger RNA, 1065 nt
Organism: Rhizopus microsporus ATCC 52813
Lineage: Eukaryota; Fungi; Mucoromycota; Mucoromycetes; Mucorales; Rhizopodaceae
Product: DUF947-domain-containing protein
Exons: 7
Coding region: 68-976 (302 amino acids)
Biological process (GO): maturation of SSU-rRNA from tricistronic rRNA transcript (SSU-rRNA, 5.8S rRNA, LSU-rRNA)
Cellular component (GO): nucleolus; 90S preribosome
Source: RefSeq, a predicted model, not a curated record